Messenger RNA from Hibiscus syriacus, 390 nucleotides. RefSeq lists its product as uncharacterized. NCBI's taxonomy places the organism in Eukaryota, Viridiplantae, Streptophyta, Magnoliopsida, Malvales, Malvaceae. The record is from RefSeq and is a predicted model, not a curated record. The coding region runs from base 1 to 390 and encodes 129 amino acids. The transcript has a single exon.
AUGAUAAGUGUGUUUUGUGGUAUUGAGGCUGAGACUAGAGAUCACUUGUUCUUUGAUUGUGGUUUUGCGAGGGAGUUGCGGGGUGAUAUCCUUACUUUGUGUGGUGUAAUGCGAAGAGUUAGCAGCUGGGAUAGGGAGUUGGCAUGGGCUGUUCAUUGUUUUAAAGGGAAAUCUCUCCUUGUGAGGGUGUUUAAGCUUGUUUGGGCUGGUCAUGUGUAUGGCAUUUGGAAGGAGAGAAAUAGUAGAUUUUUUGGGGGCAAAGUUAGACUGGUGGGGGAUGUGUUGAAGGACAUCAAAGAAGCUGUUCAGAUUUGGCUGAAAGGUUUAGCUAUCAGCAGCAGAGUUGAUCUGAGAAACAACUCCCUCUGUGUGAAUUGGGGUAUUGCUUAA